UGGUCCUGGUGCUGCACCACAUCCUCAUCGCUGUUGUCCAAUUCCUCAGGCGGGGCCAGCAGGUCUUCCUCAAGCCGGACGAGCCGCCGCCGCCGCAGCCAUGCGCCGACAGCCUGCAGCCAGCCGGGACCUCCUUGCACAGGAGCCAGUGCCCCCAGGGAGUAGAGACGGCACGCUGCAGGAUGCUUUGCUGAGCCUGGGCUCCGUCAUCGACAUUGCAGGCUUGCAACGGGCUGUCAGAGAGGCCCUGUCAGCUGUGCUCCCCAGAGUGGAGACUGUCUACACCUACCUGCUGGAUGGGGAAUCCCGGCUGGUGUGUGAGGAGCCCCCCCAUGAGCUGCCCCAGGAGGGGAAAGUGCGAGAGGCUGUGAUCUCCCGGAAGCGGCUGGGCUGCAAUGGACUGGGCCCCUCGGACAUGCCUGGGAAGCCCUUGGCCAGGCUGGUGGCUCCACUGGCUCCUGACACCCAAGUGCUGGUCAUACCGCUGGUGGACAAGGAGGCCGGGGCUGUGGCAGCAGUCAUCUUGGUGCACUGUGGUCAGCUGAGUAACAGUGAGGAGUGGAGCCUGCAAGCCGUGGAGAAGCAUACCCUGGUGGCCCUGAAGAGGGUCCAGGCCCUGCAGCAGCGCGGGCCCAGCGCGGCCCCGGAAGCGGUCCAGAAUACUCCAGAGGGGGCGGCGGGAGACCAGAAGGGUGGGGUUCCGUACACAGACCAAGAUCGAAAGAUCCUGCAGCUUUGCGGGGAACUCUACGACCUGGAUGCCUCUUCCUUGCAGCUCAAAGUCCUCCAAUACCUGCAGCAGGAGAUCCAGGCAUCCCGCUGCUGCCUCCUGCUGGUAUCUGAGGACAAUCUCCAGCUUUCCUGUAAGGUGAUUGGAGAUAAAGUGCUGGAGGAAGAAAUCAGCUUUCCGUUGACGAUGGGACGACUGGGCCAGGUGGUGGAAGACAAGAAGUCUAUCCAGCUGAAAGAUCUCACCUCUGAGGAUGUGCAACAGCUGCAAAGCAUGUUGGGCUUCGAGGUUCAGGCCAUGCUCUGUGUCCCUGUCAUCAGCCGGGCCACUGACCAGGUCGUGGCCUUGGCCUGCACCUUCAACAAGCUCGGAGGAGACUUAUUCACAGACCAGGAUGAGCGUGUGAUCCAGCACUGCUUCCACUACACCAGCACGGUCCUCACCAGCACCCUGGCCUUCCAGAAGGAGCAGAAGCUCAAGUGUGAGUGCCAGGCUCUUCUCCAAGUGGCAAAGAACCUCUUCACUCACCUGGAUGACGUCUCUGUGCUGCUCCAGGAGAUCAUCACAGAGGCCAGAAACCUCAGCAAUGCUGAGAUAUGCUCUGUGUUCCUGCUGGAUCAGAACGAGCUGGUGGCCAAGGUGUUCGAUGGGGGCGUGGUGGAUGAUGAGAGCUAUGAGAUCCGCAUCCCGGCCGACCAGGGCAUCGCGGGCCACGUGGCGACCACGGGCCAGAUUCUGAACAUCCCGGACGCGUAUGCACACCCACUUUUCUACCGCGGUGUGGACGACAGCACCGGCUUCCGGACACGCAACAUUCUCUGCUUUCCCAUCAAGAACGAGAACCAGGAGGUCAUCGGUGUGGCCGAGCUGGUAAAUAAGAUCAACGGACCAUGGUUCAGCAAGUUUGACGAGGAUCUGGCGACAGCCUUCUCCAUCUACUGUGGCAUCAGCAUCGCACAUUCCCUCCUAUACAAGAAAGUGAACGAGGCCCAGUAUCGCAGCCACCUAGCCAACGAGAUGAUGAUGUACCACAUGAAGGUCUCUGAUGAUGAAUACACCAAACUUCUCCAUGAUGGGAUCCAGCCUGUGGCUGCCAUUGACUCCAGUUUUGCCUGUUUCACCUACACUCCUCGCUCUCUGCCCGAGGAUGACACCUCCAUGGCCAUCCUCAGCAUGCUGCAGGACAUGAAUUUCAUCAAUAACUACAAAAUUGACUGCCCGACGCUGGCCCGGUUCUGUUUGAUGGUGAAGAAGGGCUACCGGGAUCCCCCCUACCACAACUGGAUGCACGCCUUUUCUGUCUCCCACUUCUGCUAUCUGCUCUACAAGAACCUGGAGCUCGCCAACUACCUCGAGGACAUGGAGAUCUUUGCCUUGUUUAUUUCCUGCAUGUGUCACGACCUGGACCACAGAGGCACAAACAACUCCUUCCAGGUGGCCUCGAAAUCUGUGCUGGCCGCGCUCUACAGCUCAGAAGGUUCUGUCAUGGAGAGGCACCACUUCGCUCAGGCCAUCGCCAUCCUCAACACCCACGGUUGCAACAUCUUUGACCACUUCUCCCGGAAGGACUAUCAGCGCAUGCUGGACCUGAUGCGGGACAUCAUCUUGGCCACAGACCUGGCCCACCACCUCCGCAUCUUCAAGGAUCUCCAAAAGAUGGCCGAAGUGGGCUAUGACCGAACCAACAAGCAGCAUCACAGCCUCCUUCUCUGCCUCCUUAUGACCUCCUGUGACCUCUCUGACCAGACCAAGGGCUGGAAGACCACGAGGAAGAUUGCGGAGCUGAUCUACAAAGAGUUCUUCUCCCAAGGAGACUUGGAGAAGGCCAUGGGCAACAGGCCGAUGGAGAUGAUGGACCGUGAGAAGGCCUACAUCCCCGAGCUGCAGAUCAGCUUCAUGGAGCACAUCGCAAUGCCCAUCUACAAGCUGCUGCAGGACCUGUUCCCCAAAGCAGCAGAGCUGUAUGAACGUGUGGCCUCUAAUCGUGAGCACUGGACCAAAGUGUCGCACAAGUUCACCAUCCGCGGCCUCCCGAGCAACAACUCGCUGGACUUCCUGGACGAGGAGUACGAGGUGCCUGACCUGGAUGGUGCUGGGGCCCCCAUCAAUGGCUGUUGCAGCCUUGAUGCUGAGUGAGUCCCUCCUGGGACUCCUCUUCACCCAGGCCUCCUCCCACAACUCUCCACUGGCCUGGCCACAUGCCCUGGGACCAGAGCCACGGGUCCUGGAUUCUAGACCAGGACUUCCCAUGUGACCCUGGGCAAGGCUGACCUUCCCCGGUCUCAGCUUUCUCGUCUGUAUAAUGGAAGACUUCCAGCCUCACCAAGACUUUGUUAUUUGUCCUCUGAGAGCACAGGGAUGACAAUGAGCAGUGCGCCCUGCUCUGCACCUCUGACCACACCUUGGCAAGUGGCCCCCCCCCAGGCCACUCCUCUGAGGCAGCCUGGAUGGUUUCUCCUGGGCCCCAUUCCUGCCCCACCAGAUCUGUGCCCUUUUCCUCUGAGGACACCCCCUGCCCCCCGGGAUCCUCAUGCAAGAAGGUGAGACAUCUGAGUGGGCAGAGGGUUGGUCUUAGAGACGGUCAUCAGCUUGGCUGGAGGACUAGAAAUAGCCAUGGGGCCACAGGUGGCCCUGAGGACUGCCACUGUACUUAUAGUGGAGACUGGGACCUGGGGAGAUGAAGGUGUCCCAUAAGGAAGCUGCCAGGGGGGCAGCUCAGUGCUCUGGGAGAGGGGGCUCAGGAAGAAAGCAGGAUAAGAACAGUGGGCAGGAAGGAUCCCUGGGCUGGGGGGCAGGCCCAGCAUGGGUCAGCAGUGCUUCAUCC
Messenger RNA from Balaenoptera acutorostrata (minke whale), 3554 nucleotides. It is a transcript of the gene PDE2A, whose product is annotated as phosphodiesterase 2A. NCBI's taxonomy places the organism in Eukaryota, Metazoa, Chordata, Mammalia, Artiodactyla, Balaenopteridae. Bases 101 to 2866 code for a protein of 921 amino acids. Gene Ontology annotation, molecular function: protein homodimerization activity; 3',5'-cGMP-stimulated cyclic-nucleotide phosphodiesterase activity; 3',5'-cyclic-GMP phosphodiesterase activity. Gene Ontology annotation, biological process: cGMP catabolic process; positive regulation of gene expression; negative regulation of receptor guanylyl cyclase signaling pathway. The transcript has 31 exons. Gene Ontology annotation, cellular component: perinuclear region of cytoplasm; mitochondrial inner membrane; nucleus. The record is from RefSeq and is a predicted model, not a curated record.